This is a messenger RNA of Musa acuminata AAA Group (dessert banana), 975 nucleotides long. Its product is annotated as RPM1-interacting protein 4. NCBI's taxonomy places the organism in Eukaryota, Viridiplantae, Streptophyta, Magnoliopsida, Zingiberales, Musaceae. The record is from RefSeq and is a predicted model, not a curated record. The transcript is spliced from 4 exons. The coding region runs from base 229 to 837 and encodes 202 amino acids. Gene Ontology annotation, cellular component: plasma membrane.
AGCACGGCCAAAUCGCCGCUCGUCAACGGUACUGUUAUUUCCUCUCCACUCUCCUCCCUGCGUCAUUAACUAUAUCCCCUCCUCUUCCCUUCCACCAUCUCGUCUCUUUCGCGUUCUCCAAUCCAAGGGGGGAGAUUGCCGAAGCUUCUGUCCCCUUGGGCAUCGCGGAAUCUUGGCGGGAGGAGAAAAGACAGCCCCUUUUCAUCAUUCGAGGACUGAAAUCAGAGAAUGGCGCAACAAGCUCAAGUGCCUCAGUUCGGCAACUGGGAAACUGCUCAAGAUGUCCCUCACACACAAUGCUUCAAUCAUGCCCGGAGGAGAAAGAGUGGAAGAAAUGCCACCAAUCCGAUUGAUCCUAAUGAAAGCUCAGAAGCUCAUGCUAAAGCUACAUCAUCACCGGACCGUGCAGCUCCAUCUAUAACUGAGUCCAUUGCUGAUACCACAAAACCCAAGGAUGCAAAUCCUUUGAAGACUAAUGGUGGUAAUUUUCGUCGAAUCGCAACACCCCCUGUGCGCAAAUCCCCUGCAAAUCGAGCAAUUUUUGGUGAGAACCAGAAGAGGUUUCAGGGUAGAAUAGCAUCAGAAGUCACUCCAGGAAGAAUCAGAAGAAACCUCUGCGAUCGAGCAAAUGCAACACCUGACCAUUAUGUAUUUGUGCCACCUUUCGCGGGAUGGGAUGAGAACGAUCCAGCAUCAGGCCAGAAGUAUACUGAAGUCUUCAACAAAGUAGCUGAUCAAAGAACUCCUGGAACUCCAUUUAAGCCAUCGCAACCGAGUUCUCUGAAGCAGAAAAGCACUGAACCUAAGGGCUGUGGGUGCCUAAGCUGGAUCUUUUGAGCUGAAGACUUCCUACCCUGGUGAGCAUUUUUGGAGGUGCAUGCAGAAUUCUCCAGAUAAGGAAUGUCCAAUGGAGAUGGAUGUGUUCUCAAUAUGUGUCUGUUUAGCAUCUUAUCAUAAUGUCAUUGCAUGUUUGUA